Messenger RNA from Rhododendron vialii, 2185 nucleotides. Its product is annotated as bZIP transcription factor TGA10. The record is from RefSeq and is a predicted model, not a curated record. Gene Ontology annotation, biological process: DNA-templated transcription; regulation of DNA-templated transcription. The coding region runs from base 394 to 1908 and encodes 504 amino acids. Gene Ontology annotation, molecular function: sequence-specific DNA binding; DNA-binding transcription factor activity. The transcript is spliced from 11 exons. Lineage: Eukaryota; Viridiplantae; Streptophyta; Magnoliopsida; Ericales; Ericaceae.
GGAACCGUUUUAGAAAGAGAAAUCAAGAAAAUAGUUUUAGAGAGAGAGAGAGAGUUGAAGGGGAUAUCUUUCUUAAGACUGACCGCUUUAUCUGAAAAUUCGGUAUUACAUAAAGUCGUCUUGGUUCUUUGAGAGAGAGAGAGAUGGGAGCUUAAGGGAAAAAAAAAAAAAAGCUUUGUCUUUUCUCUCUUUUGCAUUCAAUUCUCUUCCCCUCUCUCUUUCUGAUUUUCAUCCACAUAGCAGCAACCUAUCUUCAAUUGUAACCGACUCUCUUUCUCUCUAGAAAGAUAACAACACAUGAAUAUAUUUGUACCUAUGUUUUGAUGGGGGAGAUCAAGAAAUGAUCAUGAUCAUCAGCGUUGAAAAAAGUGAACAAGGGGAGUUUCGCCAUUAAUGGGGUUCUCAAGAGCUGUUUUAGAGAGAGAAAGCAGCAACAAGCACCUUCAUCUAGUUGAGCCUACUGGCUUGAAUAUGGGUUCCAAUAAAAACCAGCUAGUACUUGUGAACCAACAUCAACAACAAAUUCAAGAUCCUUCUCCUCAUCAACAUCAUCAGUAUCAGCUGCAACAACAACAGCUGCAGAAUAAUCCUCAGAUUCAUCCGUAUAUGAUGCAAUCGUCUUCGUCUUCGUCGCCGAUUCCUACCAACUUCAUAAGCAAAGAUUCUGGAGCUUAUGAUUUGGGUGAGUUAGAUCAAGCUCUCUUUCUUUAUUUUGAUGGACAACAAGACCCCUCAUCUGUGCAAGACCAAAGGCGUGCAGAGAACACUGGGAUGAGGCCACCAACUCUGAACAUUUUCCCUUCACAGCCAAUGCACAUAGAGCCAUUAACAACCAAGGGAAGUGUUGGAUUAGUUUCUUCAUCUCCAGCAACUAGUGGUUCGAAGAGACCAUCUGAGCCGUCCAUGGAGUCGACCAACCCCAAAAACAAUGCUGCCACUGGUCCUGAUCAAGCACCUGCCAAAGCAAUCAAGCGUGAAGGUAACCGCAAAGGCCCGACAUCAAGUUCAGAACAGGAAGGACCUAAAACGCCAGACCCCAAGACACUGAGGAGACUUGCUCAAAAUCGAGAGGCAGCUAGGAAAAGCAGACUUAGGAAAAAGGCUUAUGUUCAGCAGCUAGAAACAAGUAGGAUUAAGCUUACACAACUUGAACAAGAGCUACAAAGGGCUAGAUCACAAGGGGUCUUUUAUGGUGGAGGUGGUGCUCUAAUGGGAGCUGACCAAAGUAUUCCAGUUAUGAACAACAUAAGCUCAGUAUUUGACAUGGAGUACCAAAGGUGGCUAGAGGAACACCACAGACUGAUGUGCGAGCUUCGAGCAGCGGUUCAAGAGCAUAUACCGGAGAAUGAGUUACGGUUAUUUGUCGACAAUUGCUUAGCUCACUACGACGAGAUUAUGAACUUCAAAAGCAUGGUGGUUAAGUCCGACGUUUUUCACCUUCUUUCCGGCAUGUGGAAGUCUCCCGCCGAACGUUGCUUCAUGUGGAUGGGUGGUUUCCGGCCCUCCGAGCUCAUCAAGAUUAUACUGAACCAAAUAGAGCCGUUAACGGAGCAACAGCUGUUGGGGAUUUGCGGAUUACAACAGUCAACACAGGAGGCCGAAGACGCUCUAUCGCAAGGACUCGAGGCACUGAAUCAAUCUCUCUCAGACACCAUUGCUUCUGACUCACUGAGUAGCCCACCUAACAUGGGAAACUACAUGGGGCAGAUGGCCAUAGCCAUGAAUAAGCUCUCCACACUUGAAGGCUUCGUAAGACAGGCAGAUAAUCUGAGACACCAAACAAUUCACCGGCUGCACCAGAUCCUGACCACCCGUCAAGCGGCACGAUGUCUUUUGGCAAUAGCUGAGUACUUCCAUCGUCUCCGUGCUCUUAGUUCCCUCUGGUUGGCACGUCCCCGACAAGACUAGGUGGGGAAGGGAAGACAAGAGAUCUAGAGAAAAGAAAAGCCCUAGCUAGCUACCGUAAUUUAUCUUUAAAGUUUACUUACUUUUUUAAAUAUUAUGACUUCUCUCAUUUUCACAUAUACAUUGUAUAGAUAGACAAAAAAUAAAUAGAUCAUAAGGUUAUACUAUUGGCACUCUCUUUUAUCAUCUCUCUCUCAAUUCAUCUUGAACCAUGGAAUUUUGGGAAGUAAUGAUUUGGCAGCCAUUUCUGACUGGAAAUAGAGAGUACUUGGGGUUCAAA